UACAUAGAGAGAACAAGUCGAUUGCUAGCAGCAAGACUUUUAUUAUAUUUUCUAGAUUUUUUUUCCAAGUUUUGCACGUUGCGUGAUAAUAUUUGGGUAUUCGUUUCAAUUUAAAUGAUGGGGGACGACGCGGACCAAAACCACGAUGAAGUAUUCAUUCUGGAAGGUGUCAUAUGUGCGGAUAAUGUAAACAGAAUUGAAUCUGAAUGCCGGGCAUUCAGUAUUGGUAAUAUGGAUUCAGAGGAACGUCGACGUCAAGUGGAGUGUGCCCUCAAUAGCGUGAUGCCUUGGAAUGAUGAACACUUUUUCCGAAUCAAUCUUCCCCAUUCGCAUCCCUUUGAUAGCAACAAUUCCGCCGAUUACAGGCACAUAAUCGCCGAUAACAUGGGUGCCACAACACGAGUUUGCAUCGGAACAUCCACUUUCUGGUGUAUUCCUUCACUUCUGAAAAUCCAUUGCAAAUAUUUCGAACGCCACAUUCGCCGGGUGUAUCGCUUUCGCGAGGGCGCUGACCUUACUGCCGUGGGUUUUCGAGCUGCCUACGAUUGGAUGAGAUUGCAAGAGUCUUUAGGAAACGAUAUAGGACCGGGUCAAGUGGUUGCCAUGCUGCACACGGCCAUGCAACUAGAGAUGCGAGCACUGCAGACGGACUGUUAUCGAUUCCUGUGCGGAGCCCACUUCCGAGAGGAGAUCGCCUUCGAGGUUUACCUAAAGGCCCUGAAGUAUCCCGAGCUCGAAGCGCUCCGCAAGGUGAUGCUUCAGAGGAUCGGGGUUCAUUUUCUGGCCGUGGUGGGGGGAAUUCAUUUUCGGCAGAUGCCCUUCGAGGAUGUGAUGACCUUGAUGUACCAGGAUUCUUUGGGUGUCAAUUCCGAGGUGGAGGUCUUUUCGGCCCUUAUCUGUUGGCUAGCAUAUCGUCCGCAGGAAAUACCUAAGCUCAUGCCACAACUGAUGGAGUGCGUUAGAUUCACCUUAAUGCCACUACCCGUUCUACGAAAACUGUGGGACACAUCUUACUUGUCCAGCAGUCCCUCGGAUCCCGAAGGUACUCUUUUGGGCGCUUUUCAUUAUAAUUUCGAUAUACAGUAUAGGAUCAGCUUUGCGAUCACUAUAGCGUCGCUGCGACUUUUGCAACCCAUUCGUCGCGAAUUUCUCAAAUCCUUGAAGGAUGUUGCAGACGAGGCUCCAAGGGAGUGGAUGUACGACGAAACGUGUUCCUAUCACUUGCCAUACCCCAAGGGUCCCUAUACUCAUGUUAUGGAUAGUCAAGCAAUUUGUUCCUAUGUCUCGCAGAGAGCGAGGGAGUUUCAGACAUGGCCAAGGCGUUCAACUACCAAUGAUCUACAGACCAUGGAGGAGGUGCCAGCUGAAUUGGAAUGCAGGGAGGAUGAGGACCCGAACGAAAGUUUCUUGAUUGAGUUGCAAGCUCUGUUCCUUAAAUUAAAUCUAUUUCUGCCCCACGAAGGGGAUCCUCAGCCUCCCGAACUGGAAGUUAUACCACUCGAGGACCAGGCUUUUCUCUCCGAGACCUAUGUGCAGGAAGCGGAUGGCCAGACCAGAGGGAUAUUAAAGGAACUUGACCAGAAUGUAAUGCCUCAGCUCAGAUUAUAGCCCCUCUAAAUUGCUGUUCACCAAGACAGAUAGUGAAUGUAAUUUUUAUUUCGAGUAACAAAUAUAUUAAUAAAAUUGUC
Drosophila suzukii is the source of this 1688-nucleotide messenger RNA. RefSeq lists its product as uncharacterized. The record is from RefSeq and is a predicted model, not a curated record. NCBI's taxonomy places the organism in Eukaryota, Metazoa, Arthropoda, Insecta, Diptera, Drosophilidae.